AUGGACCACCUUUUUGUGAGACAGGGGAGUCCCCCGAACUAUAUUUGUGACAGGAAAUACAAGCUCAUGGCUGUCAUUGGUGGGCUCACCUCUCAUAACUCCAACCAGAUGCCUCACAUCUUAAAUAUCUAUAAGAUGCCACAGCUAAAUUAUGGGUCCUUUGACCCUGCAUUGGGUGAUAAAACUCGAUUCCCUUCUGUCUAUCAGAUGAUCCCCAAUGCAAGUCCUCAGUAUGUUGGGAUUGUUCGGCUGCUUAAGCAUUUUGGAUGGACCUGGAUUGGCCUCAUCGUUUCAGGUGAUGACAGUGGAGAAAUGCUACUGAGGACUCUCACUCCUUUGCUACUUGAGGACAAUAUAUGUUUUGCUUUUAAGGCAAUAAUUCCAACACUGAAGGAGCACUGGGGAGGAAGCAAGCAGCUUAAUACUAAAUUGGAAAGAAUUCUUUCUAUUCUCUCUUCGGCAAAAACAAAUGUAAUCCUUGUGCACGGAGACUUAAGAUCUAUGGAGGGUUUACGGAUGGCUCUAUCGUUCAGUGAGCUUGAUGAAAUGAAGCCUGUUGAGAGGGUUUGGAUCAUCACAGCUCAGUGGGAUUUUGCAUCUGUAUACUACAGUGGAGCAUUCACGCCCAAAUCCUUCAAUGGGACCUUGUCCUUCACCCUCCACACGAAUGAUGUAGCAGGAUACCAAGAUGUCCUUGAGAGUUUAACGCCUAAGCAGUCUGGACUUUAUUUCAUCCAUGGGUUCUGGUCCAGUGCAUUUGUGUGCUCAAUUCCUGCACAUAACUGGCACAUACCAGGUGCAGGAAACUGCACUGGGGAAGAGAGCUUGAGCAGCCUCCCUGAAUCUGUGUUCGAAGCAGGAAUGUCUGGCCAGAGCUACAGUAUAUACAAUGCUGUUUAUGCUAUAGCACAUGCACUCCAUGCCAUGUUUUCCUCGCGAUCCCAGCCCAAAGCACUAGGAGAUGAUGGUACCUGGAGCCUUCAGAAUGUUCACCCAUGGCAGCUCCAUUCCUUUUUGAAGCACAUCCGCUUCAACAAUAGUGCUGGGGAAGAAAUAUUUUUUGAUGAAAAUGGGGAGAUGUCAACUGGAUAUGACAUCAUCAACACAGUUACGUAUCCCAAUGAAUCCAUCCGUAGAUUCCAAGUUGGAAGAAUGGACCCCAAAGUUCCUGCAGGGAAAGAAUUCACCAUUAGUGCAAAUACCAUUGUGUGGAAUCACAAGUUUAACCAGAAGCUUCCCCAAUCAACUUGUGUUGAGAGUUGUCAUCCAGGACACAGCAAGAGAAUUCUUGAGGGGGAACAGAUCUGUUGUUAUGACUGUCCUCAAUGCUCUGAAGGAAGGAUUUCAAACCGGAUAGAUGCUGACGAGUGCAACCAGUGUCCAGACAACCAGCAUCCAAACCAGAAGCAGGAUCGAUGCAUCUCCAAACAUUUAGCCUUUCUAUCAUACAAGGAGCCCCUGGGAAUCGUUCUGGCUGCUUUAGUUCUGAUCUUUUCUCUGAUCACACUAGUGGUGACGCGGACCUUCGUUCAGCACAGGCACACUCCCAUCAUCAAAGCCAACAACCGGAGCAUCACCUACACCCUGCUCGCCUCGCUGCUGCUUUGCUUUCUGUGCUCUUUUCUGUUCAUUGGCCAGCCAGGGGUGGGGUCGUGCAUUCUGCGGCAAACGUUGUUUGCCAUCGCUUUCUCUGUUGCCGUUUCUUCUGUGUUGGGCAAAACCAUCACUGUGGUUCUGGCCUUCGUGGCCACGAAGCCAGGAAAUCGGGUGGCAAAAUGGGUGGGGAAGAGACUGGCAGUAUCGGUCAUCAUUCUCUCUUCUCUGAUUCAAACUGGCAUUUGUGCAGUGUGGCUGGCAACGUCUACCCCCUUCCCAGAGUAUGACAUGCAUUCCCAGGUGGAUCAGAUCAUAGUGCAAUGCAAUGAAGGCUCACCCCUUAUGUUCUACAUAGUCCUGGGCUACUUGGGGUUUUUGGCCCUCAUCAGCUUCACUGUGGCUUUCUUUGCCAGGAGGUUGCCGGAUGCUUUUAAUGAAGCCAAGCUGAUCACCUUCAGCAUGUUGGUCUUCUGCAGUGUUUGGGUGUCCUUUGUCCCAACUUACCUGAGUACAAAGGGAAAAUACAUGGUGGCCGUGGAGGUCUUCUCCAUCUUAGCUUCUAGUGCUGGAUUACUGAGUUGCAUCUUUCUCCCCAAAUUCUACAUUAUUGUGCUGAGGCCUGAGCUGAACACCAGAGACCAGCUAGUAAGGAAAAAGGGUCAUAAGUACUGA
Elgaria multicarinata webbii is the source of this 2268-nucleotide messenger RNA. Its product is annotated as vomeronasal type-2 receptor 26-like. Lineage: Eukaryota; Metazoa; Chordata; Lepidosauria; Squamata; Anguidae. Gene Ontology annotation, cellular component: plasma membrane. Bases 1 to 2268 code for a protein of 755 amino acids. Gene Ontology annotation, biological process: G protein-coupled receptor signaling pathway. The record is from RefSeq and is a predicted model, not a curated record. Gene Ontology annotation, molecular function: G protein-coupled receptor activity. The transcript is spliced from 5 exons.